AGCGAUUCAUGUUCCUUGGGCGCCAUUGUUAUACAAUGUCAACAAACAACUCGUGAAGCCCUAAGUCUUAUCUAGAGCAACACCACCAUCCCACUGUGUGUAUACCACCAUCCCACUGUGUAUAUCAGUGUGUAUAUCAGUGAGGCAAGACAAUGAGAGUGAUAAUACAUGUGGUGCAGCCAUAGGGAGGAGAACCUCCAGGAAACCUCACAUAUCUCACCAAUAAGAAGAAUCCAUAAGUCUAUAUUUUAUUCUAUUGUAACAUUGCUGCAAGAUGCCACGAGAGGACAAGCGUGCUACCUUCCUGACGGACUUGGGAAGGGCUACUAUGCGGGGUGUUCGCAGAUGCCACAAAUGUGGCACCUUGAAUGGUACUCGAGGAUUCUCUUGUAAAAACAAGUCAUGUGAUGUUAUUUUUAAGGAAGCUGGCGAAAAGAGAAAAUUAUCUACAGAGGCGUGUAGAAUUAUAGCUGGUGCAGAUGCUCAGAUUUAUUCAGCCCGUGUACGAGACAAAGGUCCAGACUAUCGUGGCUUUGUUCAGCUUCCCCUCAUCCAGUCCAUGGAUGGGUCCGGAGAUAUCUUCAUCGGUGCAGAAUCUCUCGGGGACCCAGUGUUGCUUGUGCAGAUGGGAGCCAGGUGUUAUGUAGAACCCUGUCAGCGAAAUUUUGAAAAAUUAAUGGUAAAGAGCCAGCAGCCAGCUCUGUGCUCUCACAUCCGUGCUGCCUCCCAGUGUUUCAAGGAAGCUCAGUCACUGACGCUUAAAAAUUCUGUUCUCAAUUCCUUGCCCAUACCACAGUCGGUCAAAUCGGACAUUUGGCAGCUUGCAACUGACACUCCAGGUCCUCUAGUGCAAAGAGUGUCAAAAAAUAUUAUGGUAGUUAAAUGUAAACCAGAAGCUUUACAUCCACUAGGAUUUUUACACUUCAGUUUCCAGCAGGUUCGCAAUAAAGAGGAGACUGAAUAUAAAUAUUACUGUGGAUGUCGAGCUUUCAAGAUUCAGCCAGCAGCUCGAGAUGUUACCUUCCGUAAAUGCGUUCAUCUUUAUGCUUGUGUGGUGGCUUUUGCAAGUGAUCAUCAACUCUCUCAGGAAUUUUCUUACUAUAUCCAUAUGAUUCAGAAUGAUCUUGGUCAUUCUGCAAGUCUGACAGGUGGCGAUGAAAACAGUGUUAGCAUAGGAGGGAGCAGUGCCGGCCUCAGUACUGUGGGAGAGCGCUCCUUCCUUAUACUGAAUGACUCUGGUGAUUCUCAAUGUCAGGUGGAGGUGGAAGUGUUGCAGGAGGACUCUACAUCAAUACUGGAGGGCAUUCCAAUCUCCCCAUCAGAUAACCUUGUUACUCAGGAGGAUAUUGAAGGGAAAUUGGAGAUUCAGCUGAGAACUCCAGAGGGCAUUCAUCUACGAACUUCAGAUGGAGGAACUAUCUCUGUCCAUCAGAUUCCUGACAACCUGCCAGUAACAGGUAUAAAGCGAAGACAAGAGGAUUCAGUGGUCCAGGCCAGCUCAGCUCUCCUCACCCUUCAAGAGAGUGCUAUUAAAAAGGUAUCUUCACCCAGAAGACCACUGACAGGAGCCUGUGCUAGGAAGGCCAAGGAACCAGUGGAUGAGAAUACUGCUUCAUUUAGCUUCUUGUCGUGGUUGGGAAGUGUUACCGAGAGAAUCAACCAAACGAUGCAUUUCGGCUUUAGUGGCAAACCUGAACCCUUGGUGUUCCACAUGCCAAAGAUAUUUUUUGAUUGCCUAAUGGAGAGAAUAAAUGCAAGAUCAAAAAAGAAAAGACUGCCAAAUCAAACACAGCAGUUUAUAAGGAAAGAUGCUGUUCCUUUAGGAAAAUUUACAAAAUACACUUGGAAAAUUAUAAGUGACCUGCAUGUGCGUCAAAUAUUUGAUAUUCCUCACAUGCCCUUGGAAAUAACUCGCAGUUUCAUUCAAAACCGUGAUGGUACAUACAAGUUAUUUCAUCACCGUGAUGAGGAUUCCAUUUAUGCCAAGGGCAGCCCCAGCCAACCACUGCUGAGGCCACAAGAAUACAAAACAAGACUUCGUGUGGGCACAUCUUCACCAGGACAAAAGGAACCAACACCUUUUACUAUUGAAUGGAUACCUGACAUUCUUCCACAGUCUUAUAUAGGUGAGUUACGAAUAAAGUUUGAAUUUGACCACUUGCAUAAUGGUCAGCUACUUACAACCAGAGAAUCUCGUGGUGCUAUGUCAGGUCAGUCCAUAUCAACAGUUCGAAGCCAUGGCCCUCUCCUGGCCCCAAGACCUCAGCCACAACAGACACAGCAGACACCACAGGCAACACAACAGAUUUCAGCAACAGAGCAUAUUAUUAGCAUACCAAUAACCUCAGAUGGUAUGCAGUCUACUGAGAAUAUGGCAACUAUUCUUACUUUUUGAACAAUAAUAUGUCUAGUCAAAUUAUUUAUAUAUCCAAGAUGGCAGCAUCUAGCAUCCAUGAGAUGUGACUGUUAGGUGAGCACUGACUAGGUGAAAACUAUUUUUUGUUAUUAGAAGUUUUGAAGACGUUAUUGUAAUUUUACAACCAUAGUUUAAAUGGGCUUGUGAAGCUUUGUUAAAAAAUAGUCAAUAGUGAGAUAUUAAAGUACUGUAUAGUGUUGAAAACCUUAUAUUUUUUCCUAUGGAAAAAGUUUUCUAAUUUUAUUUACAUAGAUUAUGUACAGUUGGAAAAAUUCUUGAAAAUAUUUAUUAAUUAGAAAAUAAACAUGUUCUUUAAUUACUGUUUUAUACUUCAGAAGUGAGAGACAGACCUUUAACAAAAGACUCCCAAGUCACUGAACACUUUAUUAAUAUCUUACAAAUAGAUUAACUCUUGUAAACUCUCUUUUAUGAACUUAAUUGCAAUGUAAUUCCUCAAAGUUCUUUUUAUAUACAAUAUACCUGGUUAGUCCUUUCAGCUUCCUUGCAGUUUUCCCUGGACAUACUGCCAUUCAUCUCUCAUAAUACAUAUAACACUUCUCUUGUCUAUCACCUCAUCUUCACACAUGAUCAUACCACCAUAAUAGUGGAACCUCAGUCCUCGAACUUAAUUUGUUACAGAAGGUUGUUCAAGUACUGAAUGAAUUUUUCCCAACCAAUUUUGUUUUUGGUUGGCUGUUAUCACUAAUCUUCAUAAGCCCCAUGGUGAUUUAUUUAUACAAAUAAUAUAAAAAAAACACCAAAAAAUGCGAAGAAACACGAAAUAGUUUACAGUGAAGUUUUGGCAGGUCAUAUUUGUUUGGUCGAGUGCUGAGCAGUCAGCUGCCGAGUGAUUUUUUUUACUGAACAAAGCAUUUGAAUACCGAAUUGUUCGAGUAGGGAACUGCUCAAGUUCCAAGGUUCCAUUGUAUUUCAUUACCAUUAAUUUUUACCAGAUCGGCUACUUCUCACUGAAGUAAGGUGACCCAAUGAAAGCA
Messenger RNA from Cherax quadricarinatus, 3411 nucleotides. NCBI's taxonomy places the organism in Eukaryota, Metazoa, Arthropoda, Malacostraca, Decapoda, Parastacidae. The record is from RefSeq and is a predicted model, not a curated record.